AUGUCUCGCCAAAUUGCCAAUACUAAAGUUUCAAAGACUUCAAGUUCCUUGGGUACAAAUAUGCGUCAUGUUCCUGUUGAACAUAAACGUCGGUUUAUGAUCAAAAAAAUUGUAUUAAACAAUUUUAAAUCGUAUAUUGGUCAAGUCGAGAUUGGCCCAUUUCACAAG
Messenger RNA from Funneliformis geosporum, 168 nucleotides. The record is from the annotation of a GenBank genome assembly. Lineage: Eukaryota; Fungi; Glomeromycota; Glomeromycetes; Glomerales; Glomeraceae.